Diceros bicornis minor is the source of this 1188-nucleotide messenger RNA. RefSeq names its product ciliogenesis associated TTC17 interacting protein (gene CATIP). Lineage: Eukaryota; Metazoa; Chordata; Mammalia; Perissodactyla; Rhinocerotidae. The record is from RefSeq and is a predicted model, not a curated record. Gene Ontology annotation, biological process: actin filament polymerization; cilium organization.
AUGGAGACAGCUGGAUACAGACCGGGUAGCGCGGGCAGCAUGUCCUCUAAAGUUCAAUCCACAGGCCCCAGAGCCCAGGAGCACCAGCCUUCAGCCCAGGAGAGUCUGCCACCCCCGGAGGCCAAUGCCGACGCCAUCCACUUCCUCAGCUCCCUGCGGCCGGACGAGCUGCAGAUGCUGUUCUUCUCCGAGACUCUGGUCAUGGUCUCGGACACAGGGGAGCCUCAGGGAGAGCUGACCACUGAGGUGCAGAGAGGGAAAUACAGAGGCGUCGCGGCGCACUGCCUCCUCGUGCACGCCUUCAGCCGCGGCUUCAUGGACAAGAUGCUCUGCGGAAACUCCCUGCUGGGCUAUCUCUCGUGGAAACUGGAGAUCCUGGAACAACAUAGUCAGGAGUUCAUCAAGUUCCCCGUCCUCCCCAUGGAACGGAAGAUGACUUUGCUGAAGCAGGAUGACCAGCUGGCCAUGACCAGAAGCGUCAAGGAGGGCACGGAAGUGAAGACAGAAGUGGCUUCUUUCCCCUGGCACUCAGUUGCAGGCUUCAUCUCCGAGGCUGCCAACCUGGUGUUGCUGAGGGUCAUGGCCUGGCGGCGGAUGGUGCCCAGCAACGCCCGCUUCCUGGCCUUGGACACGGAGGGCAAACUCUGCCAUUCCACCUACCAAGCCCUGGGCUCCCAGACGAUCCAGCUGGGCCGCCAGCAGGUGGAAGUGUUCACCGUGGAGCAGACUGUACACUCGGAGGAGGGCAUUCCCAUGUCCUGCCAGUUCUACCUGCUCUCGGAUGGGCACCUAGCCAAGAGAGUCCAGGUGGGCUCCCCAGGGUGCUGCAUGAUCACCAAGAUGCCCAUCCUGAGGGAGGAGGAUGAGAUUGAGCCUCGCCCAGUAUUCGAGAAGAAGCCCCUGGUGUGGGAGGAGGACAUGGAGCUCUACUCCAGGUUCACGGACCGGAAGGAGGAGCUCCGCGCCAGCCACAGCAGCUAUCUGCGGCAGCACCCGGAGGCCCACGCGCUCAUCUCCGACUUCCUGCUGUUCCUGCUGCUGCGCCAGCCCGCCGACGUGGUCACCUUCGCGGCCGAGUUCUUCGGCCCCUUCGACGUGCGCCGCCCGCCGACCCCCGCCCUGCGCUCCUCCAACCGGCCCAGCCCCUUCCGAUCGCUGGACCCGGAGCGCAGCCCGAGCGAGCACUAG